Effrenium voratum is the source of this 4853-nucleotide messenger RNA. The record is from the annotation of a GenBank genome assembly. Lineage: Eukaryota; Dinophyceae; Suessiales; Symbiodiniaceae.
CAGGCGCAGGCCGCUUUGAGCUCCCGGUCCCUUGAGCCAUGGAGCCCAUGCCUGUUCCCGAGUGGGAAGAUCCGGAGGUUCGCGCGGAAGUUCCAGCCAGGGAGCCCGAUGCCGCCAGGGAAGAGCCGGUGCCAGCUGCUCCGAGGGAAGAGCGGCUCUCCACAGCUAUGCCGUCCCUGGCUCCCAGGGAGGAGCUGAAGGGCGCGCUGACCAAAACGGCCGACUCCGCCCUGCCCGGAGAGCACUCCGACGCUGAGCCCCAGGAGCCCGCUGAGCUUCAGCCCCAGGAGCCCCAGGAGCCCCAGGAGUUUCAGGAGCCCGAGGCCGUCGCAGAAGCGAGGGCGAGUCCGGGCAAGGCCGACGCGAGAGGGCGGUCUGGGAAAGGGAAGGCGAAAAGCAAGCCUGGACAUCGGCAGAAGUCUGUUGAUGCGGCUCGGGGUACCCAAAGCGCCAUGGCAGCUGAGGAGCCCGUUUUGGUUCCGCCUGCGCCGGGGGUCCGCUUCAGCCCCAGCGUCAUCGGCAAGCACGAGGUCCUGCUCGACGUCGACGAGAAGGCGGGCGAGUUCCCCCAGUACCACCGCAUGCCGCCGAGCCUGCCGUUCCACUUCCGCCUGGACGUGUCCGCGUUGAAGUUCUCCGCCAACGGCUUGGCUAAGGCCAAGUGGCUGCAGAAGCUGCGGGAGGAGCUGGAGAAGAACUGGCGCUACUCUAGGAAGGAUCAGGAACGCGCCUGGGUCCGGGAGGGGGAGCUACCCGGAGAGGUGCGCGACAUCUUGGAGAGGAACGGGAAGUGCUCGGAGCAGGUGAUGGCCGCGGUCCAGCGCCGCCGCGCUGAUCCCAGCUGGCAGGAGGAGAAUGACCAGGGGCAGAUGGAGAAGACCAUGCCCAUGCACGUCCUGCGCCUGGAGCGUUUGGCGAGGCGUGGGGAGGAGCUCACGCAGGAGGACGCUAAGGAGAUCACGGAGGAGGGGCUCUGGUGCAACAUGAUCUACGACUUGAGCACGGACCCCUUGCUGCAAGACAUCGGCUAUGCGGGGCAAAACCCCACGCAGUUCUCGGCCAUGGUGUUGAUCUACACUCGGCACUUGGACAAGCUGGAUCUGAAGAAGGAUUUGACCCAGGAGCUCAGGGUGGCCCACGUGGAUCACUUCGAGUACGGGCUGUGCUUCCCCAUCAGGCCUUACCCCUCCUGCCAGCUUCCGCCGCCGCCGGACAGGGAGGACCUCAGCUGGAUCUUCGAGCGGGAGGGCAGGACCGCGGACGGUGCGGAGCUGGAGCGGCUCGUGAAGCAGGGGGAUGCCAUGAUGACGACGCUCUUUUGGCAGUGCUUCGACGCCUUCUUCCACGCAGAUUACAAGAGGCAGAGCACCACCAAACCCGCCUUCAGCCGGACCCAGCUCUUCGCCAAGCCAACUGCCAAGGACCUGACCGCCUGCGGCACGCGGCAGGAAGCCUUGCUGGCGCUUCUCUCGAUCUUGCGCGCUCAGGCCUUCCAGUUCCCUUUCUGCCAGAAGGUCACAUUCGUCGAAGCCGUGGAGCACCGAAAGAGCCAGAAGAGCUUUCCAGGCGCGGGGCACUGCGACGUGCUGGCGGCGGCGGAGGUGGCCGUCCAGAGAGCGCUGAGGGAGUACACGGCGGCGAUGCAGGACGGAAACCAGGAGAUGCCGCAAUGGGCGGAACGGCCCAUUCGUCUCCGGGAGCGAGACUUUGCAACGGCGGCAACGCCGCCCGGCAACAGCGAGGAGCAGUCACCAGUACCGUUGCUUGUGCAGCUUCCACAGCCGGGGAUGGCGAUGCUGCACUGCGUGGGCCUGUCCCCGCUGAAAAAAGAGGAGCUGGAGGAGAAGGACAAUGAGUGCGACUCGGGGUCCGAGUCCUCCAAGCAAAACGAGGAGGAGCCGGGAGCGGAGAACGAGGAGGAGGUGGAGGCGCAGGACAUGCUGCUGACGCUGGAUGUCUCGAACUGGCAUCCCGAGAGGGGCGACGGGGAGAUCGUGGUUAGUGACAUUAACAUUGACGACUACGCUUCGAUUCGGGAGGCCUUGCUGGUUGUGAAGCAGCUGGAGACCAUCAUGGAGAACGAGGCCAAGGAUCGGCAGGAAGGGGGGAAGGACCCGGACCGCUGGAAGCGGCUGGGGCGCUUGGCCUACGGCCUCCGCGCUCUGCAGCGCGCCUCGCUGAAGCUGAAGCUGCAGCGCGUGGGCGCGGCGGUGCUGGAGACGAAGCGCCAGGUGCCCAUGGAGCAGUCGCUGGUGCAGCGCGCCCGGAGGCGAUGGGGCGCCAAGGGCGGCGAUGAAGUCCUCGAGGAGGAGGAGGAGGAGUCCCAGCGCGUGAUGCUCCUGACGGUGCCUGAGUUUGUGCUGCGGAAGCGCGCGGAGGCGCGCGGCCUUCAGCGGCGAGUGGUGCCUCACAAGAAGACGGACAAGUUUCUGGGGGGGUUUCAGAGGGACCAGUUCUACCAGAAGGGCCCCCUCCAGAAGUAUUGGGUCGAAACUCACCAGCAGCCGUACGCCUACCAGCCCUACUUCCGGCCCCCUUGCCCCAGCAUCGACCCUGCGGCGUUACUGUCGAACGCCGAGCGGAAGUUCUUGAUCAAGACCUUCAUCACGGACGCCCCACAUGAGAACCCGAAGCAGGGCGGCGCCAACAUGGAUCCGCGGCAGCUGCAAGCAGACGACAUCAUCGACUCAGGCGGGCUGCUGCAUUUGCACAGCCGCAUGUCCGAGAGCCACCUCACCCGGGGCUUCAUGUACCCGUGGAGGUCCAAGGGCCUCUGGGAUUACUACGUGGUGAAGCGCUGCCGCUGCGACAUUGACCUGGUGCUCAGGCACUACGGCCCCAAGAUCGCGAGCUACUUCGACUUCCUGGAGACCUACAGCUCCUUCCUGCUGAUCGCCUCCGUGCUGGGCGUGUGCGCGGAGAUUGCGGGGCCCCCCAACGGCUACUCCGACGGCUUCGGGAAGUCCAUCCAGCCUGGCUUCGGCGUGUGCAUCUCCAUGUGGGGCACCUUCUUCUGCAUCCUCUGGCGCCGAAGGGCGGCCUGGCUCGCGCACAACUGGCAGAACGGCUGGGUGGAAGAGGGGGAGGACAUCGGCGGCGCGGGGGCGGUGACGACCAUGUCCCGGGUGAGGCCGGAGUUCGCCCUGCAGUGGCGGAAGAACUUCGACAAUGCCAGCCAGGAUGACCAGCAGCAGACCUACCACAUGCUGAGGGGCCUUCUGAAGAUCCCCCAUGCAGAUGACCCCCACUUCGACGACCGGGCGCUGAAGACGGACAUUAUGCACUUCGACGAGGCCUGCUACUUGAGCGACUGGCUGCAGAUCUGGCGGUCCCUGGUCUCCUACUUGGCCUCCGGGGUCUUCAUCCUCUUCGCCACCACCGCCACCUUCGGGGCGCUGGCGGCGCGCCAGGCCCUCGGCCUUGAAGGCACCACAGCGGGAUACGCGGUCACAGGGCUCACGUCUAGCGUGCUGGUUCCUCUGCUGAACGUCGUGCAUUACCAGGUGGUGAUCUACACCAACAACUACCAGCUCUUCCGAGAUGAUUCGGCCAAGGAGAAGGACUUCUUCGACCGCCUCUUCAUCUUUAACCUCUUCAACACCUACAACUCCCUGCUGUGGAUCGUCUUCGCGGAAAGAAAUAUGGCGCAGCUGAGGGUGCAGGUGCUUUUCCUUUGCCUCAGCUCCAUUUUCAUGAACAACUUCAUCGAGUUCUAUUGGUCUCUGUGGAUGAAGCAGCUGAAGAAGAUGAAGAGCAACUCCCUGCCCGUGGCUUCCAACAUGUGGACCACUCUGAGGUACUUACUCACCGGGGAGCUGCAUGACGAUGGCGUGCCAGAGCCUAUGGACCCCGUAUCCACUGCCCUGGAACACGUCUCGGAAGAGCUGAGUCGUGACCUCCCCUUCGAGGUGGUGGACGAAGCCAUCGAGCUGGUGAUCCAGUACGGCGUGAUCAUGAUGUUCACGGUGGCCUUCCCCAUGGCCCCGCUGCUGGCCUUCAUCAACGUCCACAUCGAGAAGCGCUUGGACAGCCUGAAGAUCGUGAAGCUCAUGCAGUUCCCGGAGCCCCGGCCAAGCCAGUUCGCUCCGAGGAUGGUGGUGGGUAUGGGCCGGCCCUUUGCCGCCUUCGUCAUCGUCACUGGCCUGGGCCUCCUGGUCAGCGGCCUGACGCUGUACUUCGCGGCAUACGAGGGCCGGGACUGCGAGCGCUGCGAUACCUGGGGGAGCUGCUCGGGGUGCGCGGGCACCAGCGUGCAGCUGCUUCUGCCCGAGGCGACGACGGAGUUGAGGCUUUUCUUACUGGGGGGCGGAGGCACCGUGAUGCUUCUGGUGAUGUAUAUUUGCUUCAGCUCCCCCCCGUUGAGCAUCAAGAUCGUGCACGAGCAGUACCGGCAGAAGAUGUACGAGAACCGCCUCCGCUUCAGAAGGGAGACCGGGGACGCGCACGGCCGGCUUUCGCGACGAGUCAGCGUGAAGGGUCCGGCGUCUCCGCAGGGGAUGCCGGAGUGAGUCGAAAGGAGUCCGAAGUGGAGCCGCUUGGCGAGCCCCCGAUGGCUGUGUGACGCGGCCUGUUUCUUUUCUUUUUUUUCUUGCUCAAGUUCUGGUCCGUUCCGCAGAAACACCUCCGAAAGGCGAACUUGGUGCAAGUUGGUGGGAAGGGCCUAAGGCAUUCCCUUGAUGGUACUUGCCGGUGCUCCGGGGUGAUGCAGACUCGAAGGGGCUGUGUCAGUCCUUGCGCAGCAUCGGCAAGUUGCUUGUCAGAAAAUUUGCCAGGGGUGGCAGCAUGCUGUCCAAUAAGGCCAAUUUAUAUUAUGGACAGCGUUGAAAGACCUUUGCGACCCUGGCGCUCGGGAA